AUGGUUCUGUUCCAUAAACCUUUUGCAGGGGGACCUGACACGCAAGAAUACUUGAUGGGAGGGGCGCUUGUAGUCGAUCCUGCCUUGCGGGAAGAAGUGAGCGCUGUGCAGCUCGAACUACAGAAACAGAUUCUGGUUCUCCAACAAGAACAACAAAUGCAACAGCAGAUCCUCCUACAGCACUUCCAACUCCAACAGCGACAUCUUCAGCAACAGCACGAGAAGCACCUUUCUGAGAGAAUACGCAUGUACAUGGAGAGUCACAAAACCAGGAGCGACUCAUCAGCACACAGCGACGAGGACCGCGACUCCGGCCACGGGAGCGAUAAAGAGGUCAGCGUCAUCCCUCAGGAAUAUGAGAUGGAAGCUCCCGUCGUGAGCUCGACUCCGACCGCCACGAAAUGUCCCAAAAAAGACGUUCUCAGAAAACUCGAAGAGGAGGAACGUAUGCGUUCCCUGAUAGCAGCGAAGGCCACUAAAACGAAUGCUCCAAAGACAUCGACGUCUCCUGCGCCCAAAAUUGUCGUUCUACCGAAGAAGAACGGUUCCGGAGCCUCCAUAGAAGUGCGAGCGAAACUCCAACAAUUCUUAGCGAAGCGACAGGAACAAAGAACUAGAAGUAAAGUAGUGCCUGGAGUUCAGAGACCGAGGCAGAAAUCGUCUUCGUCCGAAAGGAGCACGACAUCUUCUCUUUCAGGAAGCGAGUCCCCACCUGCGAAGGCGACUACUGAAGAAGUACUCGGGAGCAAACCGGCUUCCGGAGACCUCAGUCUGAAGCUCAAAUCCUCACUUCGCCAAAAAGUCAUGGAAGGUCGGCUAUCUCCAAUCAGUAAGACCGAGCAAAAACUGAAGAAAGCCGACAUCAACUGCCAUGUUCCUGUCGAUGAAGCGCGAUGCCGUCCCACGGGAGGAGCCCCAGAACUCCCGAAGCAACGGAAAAACGAAAUGUUUCAGAUGAUUUCUAUGCUGUUGGGUCAGUGA
Molecule: messenger RNA, 981 nt
Organism: Galendromus occidentalis (western predatory mite)
Lineage: Eukaryota; Metazoa; Arthropoda; Arachnida; Mesostigmata; Phytoseiidae
Product: histone deacetylase 9
Exons: 5
Coding region: 1-981 (326 amino acids)
Source: RefSeq, a predicted model, not a curated record